UUCCAGGGUUUCGGAAGCUUGCAGUUCAGUUGGGCAUCUCUCUCCUUGGAUUACAGUGGCGUUGGAAUUCAGUUGUUUUCUUACACGGGCAUCCCUUGCUCGGUUGCUUGCAAGAAAGCUGAGGAAUUUGGGUAGUAUCUUAUAAGGUAAAUAAACCUGCUAGAUGUGCACGACAAAAUCUGUUGAAGCCAAAACUUCACCGAGUAGUGAUCGAGUGACCUGAAUCUGACCUCCCCAGCAGGCCGGAGAACCAAAGAGUUCUCCCAUGGCGACGGCCGCGUCCACCACCGGCGGCGGCGGGCGGCUGUCGCGGUCCGCCUCAGCCAUCGUCGCCGUCACCGAGAGCGGCCAGCACCUGCUGAGGAUCGACGGCUACUCCCACACCAUGGACGUCCCCACCGGCAGCGACAUCAAGUCCCCGCCCUUCCGCGUCGGAGGCCACAGCUGGCGCAUCUGCUACUACCCCAACGGCCUCAGCUCGGCCUGGACCGAGUACAUCUCCCUCUUCCUCCAGCUCGGCGGCGACGCCCCGCAGGGCGUCUGGACCCGGCACACGUUCAGCCUGCUCGGCCGCGAGGGGAAGCCGGUGCCGUACUUCACCAACAGCGGGAAGAAGAUCUUCACCGACUGGGGCACCUCGGCCUUCAUCAGGAGGAGCGAGCUCGAGAGGUCCGAGCACCUCCGGGACGAUAGCUUCACGAUAAGGUGCGACGUCACGGUGGUGAGGGAGAUCCAGACGAAGACCGUCGACGUCGGCGCAGCCCCGGUGGUGCCGCCGCCGGACCUGCACCGCCACCUGGGCGGCCUCCUCGCGACCGGGGAGGCCGCGGACGUGGCGUUCGAGGUGGACGGCAAGACUUUCAUGGCGCACCGGUGCGUGCUCAUGGCUCGAUCCCCGGCGCUCCGCGCCCAGCUCUCCGGCCUGUCCGAGGAGAGCGCGGACGCCGGCGGCGGCUCUACCAUCGCCGUACGGAUCGAGGACAUGGAAGCGCAGGACUUCGAGGCUUUGCUCCGAUACAUGUACACCGACUCGUUGCCGGAGAUGGGCGAACAAGGGGAAGCCGCGGCGAUGCUCCCGGACCUGGUGGCGGCAGCGAACAGGUACGGGAUGGAGAGGCUGAGGCUGCUCUGUGAAGACAAGCUGCGCGAGCUCGUGGAUGCGAGGACCGUGGCGGCCAUCCUCGCGUUCGCCGGGGAGCACCAUUGCCACGGGCUCAAGGAGGCAUGCUUGCGAUUCCUCAGCGAUCCGGAAAAUCUAAGAGAGGCCGUGAAGACCAACGGCCUCGAGCAUCUGAGCAAGAGCUGCCCCUCUGUUUUGGUGGACCUAAUCGCCAAGCUUGCUGCAGAGUAGCUAGCCCAUGUCGUUCUAUUCAGUGACAUGAACUAUGAUGCAUCAAGAUACUACUAUGUAAAUAGUCAAGCAGUGGUAUUAAAUAAAAAUGAUUA
Molecule: messenger RNA, 1446 nt
Organism: Panicum hallii
Lineage: Eukaryota; Viridiplantae; Streptophyta; Magnoliopsida; Poales; Poaceae
Product: BTB/POZ and MATH domain-containing protein 1-like
Exons: 1
Coding region: 266-1351 (361 amino acids)
Biological process (GO): protein ubiquitination
Molecular function (GO): protein binding
Source: RefSeq, a predicted model, not a curated record